AUGGCCCUUGCCGUUCUCUGCGUCGCCCUAGAUAACACCAUCCUUGCCACUGCCAUCCCCAAAAUCACGGAUGAGUUCCACGCCGUCGACGAUGUCGGCUGGUACGGUUCCGCAUUCUUGUUGACGCUUUCGGCCUCUCAAUUAUUCUUUGGACGACUUUACAGCAUUUUCAACGCCAAAUGGGUGUUCCUCUUUAGCUUGUUCAUCUUCGAACUUGGCUCUCUGCUCUGCGGGAUAGCGCCGAACUCGUUGACCCUGAUUGUGGGACGUGCCAUCGCAGGACUGGGGGCUUCUGGACUCUUCUCAGGAGCAUUUAUCAUUAUUGGGCUGACUGUUGCGCUGGAGAAGCGGCCAUUGUAUAUCAGCCUUGUCUCAUCUGUCUAUGCUAUUUCUAGCGUACUCGGGCCGCUCUUGGGAGGGGUUUUCACAGACCUGGCGACUUGGAGAUGGUGCUUCUACAUCAACCUUCCAUUUGGUGGCAUCACAGCUUUUGCUGUUGUUUUCUUCGUACACGUACAACGCCCCCCUGAGUCGGGCGCGAAGAAGCCGUGGCGAGAUACGUUGGCCCAGUUUGACCCUCUUGGAACGAUUGUCUUCAUUCCUUGUAUAAUAUGCCUCCUGCUGGCUCUUCAGUGGGGAGGGAGCACAUAUGCUUGGGCCAGCGCCAGGAUAAUCGCCCUUUUUGUUGUUUUCGGUGUGCUACUAUUGUCAUUCGUUGGAAUCCAGAUAUGGGCUGGUGAUUAUGCCACCAUUCCUGUGAGAGUGGCAACUCAGCGAAGCAUGGCUUUUGCGAGUCUAUUUACUUUGUGUCUCAGCGCUUCUUUCUUCAUCAUAGUCUACUAUGUUCCGUUUUGGUUCCAAGCCAUUCGUGGAGAGACAGCCACCCGCUCUGGAAUAAAUACACUACCAUUGACUAUGUCCGCUGUUGUCGGUACCAUGAUAGGAGGAAUAGGGACGACGAAGCUUGGAUAUUAUGCGCCUUUCAUGCUCGUUGCAUCAGCCUUGGGUGCUAUUGGAUCUGGGCUCAUUUACACCUGGACUGUUGAUACCACCAUUGCCAGAACCGUUGGUUACCAACUUAUUUUUGGAUUUGGAACCGGUUUAGGCCUGCAGCAAAACAUUGUUGCCGCGCAAACCGUGUUGGAGGCUGUGGAUGUACCUGUGGGCACCUCGAUCGCCAUAUUUGCACAAAGCUUCGGAGGCGCACUUUUCAUCAGUGCAGCUCAAAACAGCUUCAUCAAUCGUCUCGCAUCGAACGUAAAGGGAAUAUCGGGCAUCGAUCCAGCCAAGAUCAUCAGCUCGGGAGCUACAGAUAUCAUUAAACUCACCGAUGAUCCCUCGCUAUUGAGACAAAUCCAGGUUGCGUACAAUGAUGCACUGUCGAGGACCUAUCUAGUUGCGACAGUUUUGGUCGGUAUUUCUAUGAUAGGUGCCAUUGGCGUUGAGUGGAAGAGCACCUUUGGACUCAAAGUAGUCCUUCUCCUAGCAAUCUUUCUUCUACACUUGAUUCUAUGUCGCUUUUAG
Trichoderma virens Gv29-8 is the source of this 1524-nucleotide messenger RNA. RefSeq lists its product as uncharacterized. Gene Ontology annotation, biological process: transmembrane transport. Gene Ontology annotation, molecular function: transmembrane transporter activity. The record is from RefSeq and is a predicted model, not a curated record. Lineage: Eukaryota; Fungi; Ascomycota; Sordariomycetes; Hypocreales; Hypocreaceae. The transcript has 2 exons. The coding region runs from base 1 to 1524 and encodes 507 amino acids.